AUGACUGUGAAUUUGGUCAUUCCUGGAUCCAGAAGGAUUCCUUCUUAUUUCUAUGUAUUCAUCAUUCUUACGUUAUUAUUGGUGGCUCUAGUAUCGUCAGACUGGCAACCUGCCAGACUCGUUUCCAGUGAUGCCGACCGAAAAUUCGCCUUCAUCAUACCGGCCACUUCGUCUAGUCCUGACCUCUGCAAAUCCAUAAUCACCGCACUAGGCCUCGGUUACCCAAGCCCGAUUAUCCUCAAUUGGGGUCUUAACCAUCCCUCGACUUCGAAAUGGUCCGGUGACCCAAACCUGGCAAAGAUUCCUGGUAUCAUCAAAUAUCUCGACACAGUUAUGCAUCCCGAUGCACACGCCUCCGAGAGACUACGCGAAACUGACAUUUUGCUCAUUGCGGACGGAUACGACGUUUGGUUCCAACUACCGGCGCAGAUUCUCCUCGAACGAUACCACAAAAUAAACAGAGAGGCCAACGAGAGGUUGUACCAGCAAUGGAAUAAGAGGGGCCCAAUGCCAAUGCGACAGACUACACUACUUUCAAUUGGAAAAAGAUGCUUCCCUCAAUCUCUAGAGUCUGGUUCAGACCUACAGUGCGACGAGUGGCCUGUGAGCCCAUUAGAAUCAGAUCUCUAUGGUCCUGACACUGAAGAGGACGAGACAUAUUAUCCAAAAGUUCGGCCUCAAUGGAUAAACGACGGCGUCAUCAUAGGCCCUGCUGGUGAUAUAAGACGCUUUCUUCGGCAGGUCCAAGCGAAGCAGGAGAGAGGUGUCGGUUUGGGUUAUAACAUGUAUAGUUUCCAGGAUGCCAUAGGUCAAGCUAUGGUUGAACAGGAGGUUAUGCGGCAAUGGCAAAGAGAAAACAAAGCCCCGAAGCGAAACGUGAUGGAUGUCAUAAACAGCAAUCUUGAAUUCCAUGCGGGUCUUGAUUACGGCCAGGAGAUAUCAGCGCAGACCAUGUGGACACAAGAGCUUGACGGAACGGAUCACGGAGACUUUGUUCGAUUGGGCGAUCAGUCAGAUAUUGACCAACGCUCUGAGGCUUUAGGUGUCAUACCUGCAUGCAUACGAGGUGUCCCAGAGGAUAUAAAGGUUGCGAAGAACCCAUUGAGCGACAUGGUAGGUGGGGCCAAUUGGACGAAUAUGCCGCUAUACGCCGACUUUUAUACCAAUUCAGUUCCUGCUAUUCUCCACCACAACGGCAUGAGCGACAAACGGUCUACAUGGUGGACCAAACCGUGGUAUCACCAACACCUACGAAUGUUGGUCAAGUCUCGCAUGGGACGAGGUCACCCUGACGAACCUCUUGCAACAGUGAAAUUAAGAAACGGACGUAUUAGGUACUGGCCAUUAUCUGCAGAAGAACAAGAUCGGUAUCCAAGGCAUUUCAACGGGACGGCGAAUGGGAGGCUGAAAAAGAUGGAAUUUGGGACUAUUUGUCGACAUGAGAAGAAGGCUCCUCUUGGACCGAAUCAGCAGUGGUGGGAGGAGGUGUUUCGUGAUACUGGGGGACCAUGGGGACAAGUCGGUUGA
Fusarium venenatum is the source of this 1527-nucleotide messenger RNA. RefSeq lists its product as uncharacterized. Lineage: Eukaryota; Fungi; Ascomycota; Sordariomycetes; Hypocreales; Nectriaceae. The record is from RefSeq and is a predicted model, not a curated record.